GAAGGAAGAAGCCUGCUAAGAUUUGGACUGUUGACCGAUACUUUGUGUGAUUGCUUCUCCGGCGUGUGGUGUAAAGCGUUGACAGAGUGCCAUAUAAGACAAAGCGUUGUGAACAUGAAAUCACACAAACUCAAACCUCUUGUCUCUUUCCCCGUUUCGCGUUGUUCCGCGUCCAUUCUCUGAUCAAAUCCCUUCGAAUCAUCGACCAUGCGUGCCUCGUUUGCGCUUUUGCCAGCCCUUGCGGCCAUGACCGUGGCAAGUCGAUGCCGCCCACGGACAACGACGUCGUCUUUGGCAACGUCGACCUUGACGUCAGCGGUUGUUGGCAGCCCAACAAGCUCUGCCGACUUGACUUCCAGCGCUGUCAGUAUCAUUGAGAGCACGACGACCACUACAUCCGAUGAGCCUACAACAACUGAGGCGUCGACUGUGGAGCCCUCUACCACGGAGCCUGCCACGAGUGAUCCACCCACCAUCAGUGAGCUGCCCACCACGAGUGAGCUGCCCACCACGAAGGAGCCAUCCACCACGAGCGAGCCACCCACCACGAGCGAGCCGCCCACCACCAGUGAGCUGCCUACCACCACCGAGGAGCCUACCACAACAUCCGUCGAGAGCACGACCUCGACCGCUCCCAGCUCUGCUCCAACAAUCACGGGCUUCUGCCUGAAAGCCAUCACCCCUGGUGUGAGCAAUGAAGACUACCACAUUCGUGUGCUCUCCCCCAACUCCAACCUAAUCACUGAGGCGCCAACCGGCUCCAAUUUCGGCUUGUUUGAUCUCGACAUAUCCACUGGCAAGCUGAGCAUCAGCGGCGGUACAUGGGCCGGCUAUGAGGUGUACGCGCUCCCACCAUGGGCAAGCCAAAUCCUUCACGUUAUCCGGUUCACGAAUACGCCGGUAGAAUAUCCGUUGCGCUGCUCGACUCCGGAUGGGGUGUACAUGACUGGAUCGGUGUUGAAGUGUGAAGUGUCCGCCCCUUCGGCUGACGGUGUGAUGAGGAGGUAUGCCCUGUGGAAUAACGCCGAUAGCUCACCUGUCGGUCCGUGGCUCAUUAUGCGUGAUGACUAUGUGAGGGCUGGGUCCUAUAACUACGAUUUGGGCAUGUUCUUUGGGGAUGACUGCAGUGCAGUGGGUGGCCAAUGAUGAUGGGCUAGGAGAAACCGUCAAAUGUCGAUGCGGUCUUGUACUGAUAACAUUGAGGUGUCAUUCGCCAUCAUAGUAGUCUUUUUCUUCGUUGUGUACAAUAGGAUUCCUUGACGGGAAUGGCCGGUGCUAGAUACUGCUACGCCGCUGGAGAGGUUGACAUGUGGCCGUAAUCUUGUAGGGUCCUUCGUAGCCUUCGAAUGUGUUCGGGGGACGCCUUGCAGCAACCUCCCACAACGAUGGACUUCCAGUUUCCUCUUUGACGUGCGGCUUCGACAACACUGGCUAGCACUGUUUCCCAGGGGGCCUGUUUGAAAGAAGUGAGUGUUGGUGUGUGAACCAAAGGACCUGUAAACAAUGGUAGAUCACAGCGUACCUCUGUCUCUUUGUGUCCUGGAGACAACUCCCAAGUCUUGGUGGCCGUGUUGUAGACCUCCCC
Neurospora crassa OR74A is the source of this 1585-nucleotide messenger RNA. RefSeq lists its product as hypothetical. Bases 208 to 1146 code for a protein of 312 amino acids. The transcript has a single exon. NCBI's taxonomy places the organism in Eukaryota, Fungi, Ascomycota, Sordariomycetes, Sordariales, Sordariaceae. The record is from RefSeq and is a predicted model, not a curated record.